Molecule: messenger RNA, 651 nt
Organism: Kalmanozyma brasiliensis GHG001
Lineage: Eukaryota; Fungi; Basidiomycota; Ustilaginomycetes; Ustilaginales
Product: Small subunit of serine palmitoyltransferase-like protein
Exons: 1
Coding region: 1-651 (216 amino acids)
Source: RefSeq, a predicted model, not a curated record
AUGUCGGUGACAACCACUGUCUCGUACGCACCGGAGCGCAAGUCGCACUCGCUCUCUUCGUUGCUGGCACCGGACGAUCUGGCUGCGGGACACAUCCUCCUUACCGCCACACGCCCGGCACACCAACCGCAUACCCCUCUCAAACCGCACCACAACCCGUCGAGCCAACGUCAGACCUCUCAAUCGUGCCAGCCGUCACAGCAAGCCCGAAGCGUCCGUCCAUCACAGUCGAACCUUCCCCCGUGGCUCAUCGUAGCGUGGGACUGCGCGUGGAAAGCACACUACAGAUUCACCGCCACCUUCGGCCUGUCCGUUAUGGAGCCCUGGGAGCGCGCGUUUACACUGCUACUCUUCGUCUCGUUGAUCGUACUCUUCGUCCUCGUCGCCAUCCAAGUGCCCGCUCUUACAGCUUUCGUGGUGGGCAGAGUGUCGGAUUACAUCCCCAACAUCUCAAGUGCUACCGCUGACACUGCUGGAAAGGUGAUCCAGGGGAAUGCGACCGGAGUGACGAGUCUCGCCAGUGAUCUACCAAUCGUCGAUGUGCAGCUCUGCCAAAGCGUAAUGCAGAUGCUCGCCGCGGAGUCGAAUGCAUCAUUUCCACUUGGUGCGAGGCAAGCUCGUCCCUUCCUCACCCCUUUCACACACUCCUAA